This is a messenger RNA of Sebastes umbrosus (honeycomb rockfish), 4256 nucleotides long. RefSeq names its product phosphatidylinositol 4-phosphate 5-kinase type-1 gamma-like. Gene Ontology annotation, molecular function: phosphatidylinositol kinase activity. NCBI's taxonomy places the organism in Eukaryota, Metazoa, Chordata, Actinopteri, Perciformes, Sebastidae. Gene Ontology annotation, biological process: phosphatidylinositol metabolic process. The coding region runs from base 242 to 2725 and encodes 827 amino acids. The record is from RefSeq and is a predicted model, not a curated record. The transcript is spliced from 18 exons.
UUUGCGUGAGAAUGACGACGCAGGCGCAGAGUAGCGGCAGAGAUGAUCAGCACCGCUGGCUCUGAACGUGUCGCUGCGUUUAGCCUAAAAUACAGCAGCAUAUUCGUUUAAUUAUGUAAUUGUAAUCAGUAAAUAUUGAAGAAGGGUGAAAUGACAGGAUUUUUACGUCGUUUCGAAGCUUAAUUAUACUCUCCUUGAGGAAGGUUAUAUCGACAGGGAGGCGUCCGGAGGAGAGCUGGAGAUGGACGGGAGGACUGCGGAUGAUGAUGACGGGAGGGCGAGUGAGGAAGCAGCCGCCGGACUCAGUCUACAGCUUGAUAACCUGGGGGACACCGAUUCAGACAAGAAGGGUCAGAUAACAGAGAUGCCGUCCCCAUUCGGAGUAGGCGCAGCCCAUGAGAAGAAGAUUGGCCACAGGAGGGUAGAUGCCUCUGGUGAGACAACAUACAAGAAGACUACCUCCUCUGCCUUGCAAGGGUCCAUCCAGCUAGGAAUUGGAUACACUGUGGGCAACCUCAGCUCCAAGCCUGAGAGGGAUGUGCUGAUGCAGGACUUUUAUGUGGUGGAAAGCAUCUUCUUCCCCAGUGAAGGCAGUAACCUCACUCCAGCCCACCAUUACCCGGACUUUAGGUUUAAAACCUACGCCCCCGUGGCCUUCCGCUACUUCCGAGAGCUGUUUGGGAUCCGACCAGAUGACUACCUGUAUUCUAUAUGUAAUGAGCCACUGAUCGAGCUGACAAAUCCAGGAGCUAGUGGCUCAAUAUUCUACGUGACCCGCGAUGAUGAGUUCAUCAUCAAAACUGUUCAGCACAAAGAGGCAGAGUUUCUACAGAAACUCCUUCCUGGAUACUAUAUGAACUUGAACCAGAACCCCCGGACUUUGCUGCCAAAGUUUUUUGGCCUCUACUGCGUCCAGUGCGGGGGCAAGAACAUCAGAGUUGUUGUGAUGAACAAUAUUUUACCGCGCUCCGUACGCAUGCACCUCAAGUUUGAUCUAAAGGGCUCCACAUACAAGAGGCGAGCAUCCAAGAAAGAAAGAGAGAAGUCCAAACCCACUUUUAAAGACCUGGACUUUCUGAAUGACGUUCCUGAAGGCCUCACUAUGGACCAGGACACAUACAGCGCUCUGGUCAAAACUCUGCAGAGAGACUGUCUGGUUCUGGAAAGUUUUAAGAUUAUGGACUACAGUUUGCUGCUGGGGAUCCACAACAAGAGCCAAGCCAAGCGAGAGCACCAGCCUCAGGGUUCACCUGCAGCAGGCGGGGAUGAAAAGAAGCGCGCAGCUCAGAGAGCUCUGUACUCCACUGCCAUGGAGUCCAUACAGGGAGGCUCCACAUGCAGGGACACACUGGACCAUGAUGACACAAUGGGUGGUAUUCCAGCUGUGGGUAGUAAAGGAGAGCGCCUCCUGCUGUUCAUUGGAAUCAUUGACAUCCUGCAGUCCUACAGAAUGAUCAAGAAACUGGAGCACUCUUGGAAGUCCCUCAUCCAUGACGGGGACACAGUGUCAGUUCACAGACCUUGUUUCUAUGCUGAGAGGUUCUACAGAUUCUGUAGCACCAUCGUCUUCAAGAAGAGCAGCUCAUUGCGAUCGUCUCCAUCUAAGAGAGGACGAGGGGCUCUCUCCAUGUCCAAGUCCAGUGCUGGAACGGGUUCAGCUGGGCAGCGUCCCUCGAUAAGCGAUGACAGGCAGGAAAACCUGGACAACUUGGAGAACCUACUGGGAGCUCGCAGCUUCCCCAUGCUGGAGGACAACGGGAGAGAGCCACCCUGCACUCCUCCUUCCUUUGAAGAUGCUACCACAGCUUCUAUCGCCACCACGCUCUCCUCCAACAACUCCUUACCCACCACCCCCUUCGAUACACCAGAGCACCCACGCUACAGGAGACAAAUGCUUUCCCCAAGUGUGGCCAGGGCACAGAGAGAGGUGGUUGAGAUUCAUGGGGAAAAGCAGGACACCAUUACAGUGGAGGUGGAGCUCAGUAAAAUCCCAAAGAGCACGGAGCUCACACAGAUGACAGAAAUGACCUCUCCCAGCCAUCUGUCACCUGACCGUCAGCCCCACGCCAUUGCUUCAUCGACCCCUCCCUCUCUUAGUCCAUCCUCAGCUUAUUCCUCCUCCACCCUUCCUCCUUCCUUUGUGUCUUCCUCCUCCGCUGCUCAACCAACCAGCCAGUCAUCCUCCGCACUUGCUUCAUCCAUCCGCCCAUCCACCGAACCGCUCACCUCUCCUCAGUCAUCCACUCUUCCUUCUCCGACCUCUCACUCAGCUGUGCAGUCCACGCUUCUCACUUCAGCUCCAAUCACCUCCACCCUCCCACCUGGCUCAGCAUUUACUCCCAUCUGCCCUGCAACUUCUCCCUCCUCCACCCAGAGCUCCUCUCACCACCUCCCCUCGACCCCUCCCUCCUCCCACCACCUCCCCUCGACCCCUCCCUCCUCCCACCCUCCGAGCCCCCAGGUGCCUCUGCAGGCACCGCGCACACCGUGCAAUCAGCUGUCUGUGUCCAGCAGCCACAACUCACUGGAUGGGGAGGUGCAGGUGUCUGACAUCUACUUUUAUGCAGAUGGCAGAUAUUGGGUGUACUCUCCAGUUCUUGGCCGUCGUAAGCUAAACUCUAGCUCAAGUUACAAUCAGAAUCAGGAGGAUCGAGGCUGGGUGUAUUCUCCUCUGCACUACGGCUCGGAGUCCGGAAGGGGCUCGGAUGGGGAGAGUGAGACAUAACUCACAGUGGAGACAGUAGUGAUGGGUGGAGCCAGAGGCUGUCUCCUUACAGAAGCUGUGAGGUUUGAAUAACAAAGCUACCAGGGCACUCUGGGAAUUAAUGCUAGUCUCCCAAGCUGCAUGUGGGAGCUUGUUUUGCCAACAAAGACUAAAGGAAUGAACUUAGAAGCAUUCAAUACAACGAUACAAUCAUAAAUACAGUCACAUACAUUCAAAAGAACAUACAACAAUCAAAAUAUGCAAAGAAAAUAAUAAUCAUAAAGCAUCUAUUCCUGACAUCAAGCAGAGAAAUAAAGUUAAAUCACAUAGCUGAGUGGCAUUGUGAAUGGUGGCUGUUAAGUCAGGUAUUGUUGCAGCCCUGCUGCCUGCUGUGGAGUUUUUUAGUGUUCAUGAGUCACGCUGCACUGUGCCAGCUCUGGCUAUGCAAUAUGGACAUACUGUACGUGUUAUUGGUUUCUCUUUUUGACUAAAUGCAUAACCACUUCAGAGUUUAUUCAUGCGUUUAUUUUUCACUAGGGGCAUGUCAAAGCUGUAUAUAAUUUUAUUUUAGCACUUUAUCAAUGUACAUGUGGCUGAAAUCGUAUAUGUUUUGUUAUUUUGUCAUCAGUUAUUGUUUGAAAAACACUCAAACACACAGUUAAUGUUUUUUGUGUGCUGUGUCUGCACAGUGUUCUGUUUUUUUCCGGCGUGGUGUUGUGGUCCACUUAAGAAACUUCGAUCUGACAUUGAAUGGUUGUGUUAAAAAUGCCUUAUUGACAAAACUCAUUUUCAUAACGGUUUUUGAUGUCUUGGUCACAUCUAAUCAUUUCAAAACAACUCAAAAAUAUAAACGUGCAGAAUAUUAUAUUGUGUGCAAAUACCAAAUAUUUGAAGCAGAGUUAAAACAAUAUAGCAACCAUGCAUUUACACCUUUUCAGGAUUUAGAAACAAGAGAUCAAGAGCGAACAAAGGAAAAAAAUAAUCAAAUUGUCUUUUGUAAAUUGUAGAUAAACUGUGUGUGUGUGCUUAAGCACAUGCAUGUAAGUCUGUAUGUGCCCAUAUGUCUCUGUGUGCAUGUGUUUGCAUGCAUAUUGAUGUGUGAUUGGGAGAUAUGUUUUCUGUCCUGCCUAUUUGUCAAAAGGUGUAACUUCCAUUUGUUGUUAUAGGCCAUGAAAGUCGGAAUCAGCUAUAAGCAUGUUGGCUGUGUGCGAAAAAGGAAAUAGUCUUUAAUGACUGGAUUAUCCGUAAACGACCAAAUUAAACAAACUGAGCUGAACUGAAAUAACAUCAAAAUUUCUGUACAGUUUGGUAAGAAUAUGAAUCUACUGUUGCCACAGACAGAACCCCCCUUCUUCCAUACAUGGUGAUACUUGUUGCAACAAGAUUGACCAUAAUUAGACCUUGACCUUGACCUGACUGUGUCGAUAAGCACUGCUGUAAAGUAUUACUGUGAUAUUUGAGUCUGCUGACGUUAACCUGCCUGUUUGUAGGCAACAGUGUUUGUAGCUGAUCACUGUGUAAAAGAAAUAAACAUUAUAUUGUGUAAAAAAAA